AUGGACAUUCGUAUUUCUAAACGGUGUCGCGUGCCGUUCUCUAUCGGCCUCAAUUACAAAGAUUUGGUGUGUUGCGACGUCGUGCCUAUGGAUGCAUGUCAUCUCCUUUUGGGGCAUCCCUGGCAUUUCGAUCGUCGAACUAUUCACGAUAGGUUCAAGAAUACCCAUAGUUUUACUUAUGAAGGUCGGUGUAUUACUCUGCUUCCAUCACAAACUGCAACUGAGCCCCUCGUGCAGAGCAAGGAACUCGAGUCUCCUCCUGUUUCGGUGGACACUCCCAAACCAGCUUUAUUGAUUUCAAAGGCUGAGCUUCUUGACGAGUGCAGAGCGACAGAUGUUGUUUUUCUUCUGUGUCUCAAACCGCAACUCCUAUCAGUAAUCUCUGAAGCUCCUUCCAGUUUUCAUGCGUUAUUAACAGAGUUUCAGGAUGUGUUUUCAACAGAGUUACCGGAUGGUUUGCCUCCUUUGCGUAAUAUCCAGCACUGCAUCGAUCUACCUCCUGAUUCCGUUUUGCCUAACCGUCCUCACUAUCGCAUGAGUCCAAGGGAACAUGAUGAAUUGCAAAAACCGGUGGAAGAUCUCCUUGCCAAGGGUUACAUACGUGAGAGCUCAGCACUUGUGCUGUUUUGGCGUUGCUAA
Molecule: messenger RNA, 639 nt
Organism: Eutrema salsugineum
Lineage: Eukaryota; Viridiplantae; Streptophyta; Magnoliopsida; Brassicales; Brassicaceae
Exons: 1
Coding region: 1-639 (212 amino acids)
Source: RefSeq, a predicted model, not a curated record